Molecule: messenger RNA, 1098 nt
Organism: Corvus hawaiiensis (hawaiian crow)
Lineage: Eukaryota; Metazoa; Chordata; Aves; Passeriformes; Corvidae
Gene: LCTL
Product: lactase like
Exons: 7
Coding region: 36-956 (306 amino acids)
Biological process (GO): carbohydrate metabolic process
Molecular function (GO): beta-glucosidase activity
Source: RefSeq, a predicted model, not a curated record
UCCAAGAAAAGUAUGGUGGCUGGCAGAAUAUAAGCAUGAUAAAUUAUUUUAAUGAUUAUGCAAAUCUGUGCUUUGAGAAGUUUGGCGAUCGUGUGAAACACUGGAUUACGUUCAGCAAUCCUUGGGCAGUGGCUGAGAAGGGCUAUGAAACAGGAGAACACGCGCCAGGACUGAAGCUCGGCGGCUGCGGCGCCUACAAGGCUGCUCAUCACAUCAUUAAAACUCACGCCAAGGUUUGGCACUCCUACAACAACACCUGGCGCAGGGAGCAGAGAGGGAUGGUUGGAAUUUCCCUAACGAGUGGCUGGGGGGAACCUGUUGAUCCACACAGCCAAACAGACAGAGAUGCUGCCGAAAGGUACAUCCAGUUCCACCUGGGAUGGUUUGCAAAUCCCAUUUACAGAGGGGACUACCCAGAAGUUAUGAAGAAUUAUGUAGGUAGGAAGAGUGCCCAGCAGGGCCUGGGGACAUCAAGAUUACCAACUUUCUCAGUGCAAGAGAAAACCUAUAUUAAAGGCACCUCGGAUUUCCUGGGAAUAGGUCAUUUUACAACUCGUUAUGUUCUGCAGAAGAACUUUCCCUUUCUCCAAGUGUCCAGUUACCACACUGACCGUGACCUGGCUGAAUUGGUGGACCCAAACUGGCCAGCUCCAGGCCCUAAGUGGCUCUACUCUGUGCCCUGGGGGUUCAGACGAUUACUCAAUUUCAUCAAGACCCAGUAUGGGAACCCCCUGAUUUAUGUGACAGAGAAUGGAGUGUCUGAAACCGUGCAGUGCCCUCAGCUGUGUGACGAGUGGAGGAUACAGUAUCUCAAGGGAUACAUCAAUGAGAUACUGAAAGAUUCCCUGAUUACUCACAUGGAAAUGGUGACAGAGAUUGUUCUUCCAACAGUUUUCACACUCUGCAUACUCAUCAGUAUUGUCCUCCUCAUAUUCUACCUUCGAAACCACAGCUAAAAUUACUGUUUGCACACAUCUUCAUUUGCCAAAAGGACUAAGCUGCAACUGUUUUAUUUGAUAGCUAAAAUUUACCACAGAUGCCUCUUUUUAUACCCCUGUAAUGAAAUAUUAUUUAUCAAUCCACCUAGAGCUUUUAUAG